Molecule: messenger RNA, 486 nt
Organism: Lymnaea stagnalis (great pond snail)
Lineage: Eukaryota; Metazoa; Mollusca; Gastropoda; Lymnaeidae
Source: the annotation of a GenBank genome assembly
CGGGCGAUGUGGUCUUAUCCGAAAAGUAGCGAUUGGUGGUCUUCGAUCGUCCCGAAUAUGACUGAAAAACAGUUCAAGGAAAAUUUUCGGGUGCAACGUUCAACAUUCAAACAAAUUCUUGAUCAAGUGGAGCCAUUCUUACGUCGACAAGAUACUCUUCUGCGCUCGGCGAUUCCAACUGAUAAAAGAGUAGCAUGUGCUCUUUAUUGCUUAGGAUCGACUGGUGAAUUGCGAACGAUUGCUCAUCUGUUCGGUAUUGGUCGAUCCACUGCUGCCAAUAUUUUGCACGAGUUUACACAAGUGAUUGUCGAUUUAUUUUUCCACCGUUUGAUCCAAUUCCCUGCUAAUGAUCAAUCUAUUAAAGAAACAACAGAUGGAUUUUUACAGAAAUUCGGAUAUCCAAUGUGCCUUGGAUCAAUUGAUGGCACACAUAUUGCUAUUCAACCUCCGUAUGGUGAAGAAACUGACUACUUCAAUUACAAGAAG